Messenger RNA from Polypterus senegalus (gray bichir), 2163 nucleotides. Its product is annotated as adenylate kinase isoenzyme 1. Gene Ontology annotation, cellular component: cytosol; cytoplasm. The record is from RefSeq and is a predicted model, not a curated record. Gene Ontology annotation, molecular function: AMP kinase activity; ATP binding; nucleoside diphosphate kinase activity. The transcript has 14 exons. Lineage: Eukaryota; Metazoa; Chordata; Cladistia; Polypteriformes; Polypteridae. Gene Ontology annotation, biological process: ATP metabolic process; nucleoside triphosphate biosynthetic process. The coding region runs from base 20 to 1675 and encodes 551 amino acids.
UUUUCCACACACAGUCGACAUGAACGCCGGCGAUGCGAGGGACUAUCUGUCAAAACGGGAAAUCCCGCAGCUUUUUGAGAGCAUGCUGACGGGCCUCAUGUACUAUCGCCCAGAAGACCCUUUGGCCUACCUUGAGAAUUGUCUACAAAGGACACGGGAACUUGGAGGUCCCGAACAUGUACGGUGGGAUACGUUCAUCACCCAAGAUCGACGCUCCCUUCCGCCCAUUUACGGGGGGCCAAACAAGAAACCUGUCUUCAGACCAGAUGUUGGACCAGGCCCUUAUCGCCGUUAUGAGCGACUUCCUCCAAUCCAGACUCAGUUUUCAAUUGAAAGUGAUUCCGACAUGACAGAAACGUCGGGAUUAAUUCAGGAGUAUGAUGUGUUCGACCCCACCAAGCCACGGCCACACAUUAUCUUUGUCGUUGGUGGUCCUGGCAGUGGUAAAGGCACCCAGUCCACUAAGAUGGCACAGCGUUAUGGCUACACUUGCAUUUCAGUGGGUGAAAUCCUUCGUAAUCAGCUGCUUCAACACGCCACCAGUGAUAGAAAAUGGGAACUUAUUGCACAAAUCAUUGCCAAUGGAGAGCUGGCACCACAGGAGACAACAAUCGAAGAACUGAAGCAGCAGUUCAUCAAAAAUCCCGAUGCCAAGGGUUUCGUGGUGGACGGCUUUCCGCGGGAGAUAGCGCAGGCGUUCACCUUUGAGGAACAGAUUGGAUCACCCGAUCUUGUGGUGUUUCUCGCUUGCUCAAGCACUGAACUUCGUGAGCGCCUGGAGAGGAGAGCUGCUCAACAGGGACGUCCAGAUGACAACACUCACGCCAUUGAGAGGCGGCUGGACACCUUCAAACAGAACAUUAGCCUUAUUGCAAAAUACUACCAGGAGAGGGCCCUGAUUGUGCGUAUUGAUGCUGACAGGGAAGAAGAUGACAUUUUUGCAAGUAUCAGUGCUGUGGUGGAAGAGAGGCUCUUUCCAAACGGCCUGCAGGCAGAAGGAUUUAAUCGAGAGCAGUCUGAAGAAGAAGAAGAAGGGAAUUCCUUUGCAGAGGAACUGGUUGAAGACCUUUUACUCUCAGAACAGCUCAAUAUGGCAGAUAAAAUCAAAGGCAAGAAGAUCAUCUUUGUUGUAGGUGGCCCUGGUUCUGGAAAAGGAACUCAGUGUGAAAAGAUUGUCCAUAAAUAUGGGUACACUCAUUUGUCGACCGGUGAUCUGCUCAGAGCAGAGGUCAGCUCAGGGUCUGAAAGAGGCAAGAAGCUUUCUGCUAUAAUGGAGAAAGGCGAGCUUGUCCCAUUGGACACAGUUUUGGACAUGCUGAAGGAUGCCAUGAUUGCCAAAGCUGAUACCUCUGCAGGUUACUUAAUUGAUGGCUACCCUCGUGAAGUUAAGCAGGGCGAGGAGUUUGAAAAGAAGAUUGGACCCCCUACUCUGCUUUUAUAUGUGGAUGCUGGCGCUGACACCAUGGUUAAAAGACUAAUGAAACGUGGCGAGACCAGUGGACGUGUGGACGACAAUGAGGAGACAAUCAAGAAAAGACUGGAUACUUACUACAAGGCUACUGAGCCAGUCAUUGCAUUUUAUGAAGGCCGUGGCAUCGUCAGAAAGAUCAACGCUGAAGGCACAGUGGACAGCGUGUUUAGCCAGGUUUCCACCGCCCUCGACGCCCUGAAGUAAAGCAGGCCCCUCGCUCCUGGAGAGACGGCUCUAGUGAAUCUGCUUCACAGACCAGGACAUGUCUCAGGCUGGAAAUGAUCCAUAAACAGAUGCUUAAAAAGACAAUCUUUGCCUUACUGCGGUCUUCACCUCUUUGUGCAUUCAAGUCUUUAAUUAAAGAAGUUGAGUGCUGCAGACACCCCGUCCAUAUGAUUGGAAUUUUAAUGUAAGAAGAUAAAAAAAGAGACUUAUUUUCAUUUAUUGUAAUUUUACCUUCUUGGCUUUGGCAUCCAAAAUAUUUAAGAGAGGAGAGUAUAAUGCGUUUUGAAACGAGUUGUUUUUGACUUUACAGUUUCACUGGUCUCUGUAACCUCAGACGAGUCAAAUUAUGUAAAAAGACCGCUGCGUUGUGACACUUUGUUGUCUCUUUCCUUCCCGUUUUUUUUUCUUCCUUGUCUGCUCUUUUCUUCCCACCUCUGCUGUCAUUAAAUGUCAUCUUCUUACCUGAC